Glossina fuscipes is the source of this 1216-nucleotide messenger RNA. Its product is annotated as PIH1 domain-containing protein 1-like. The record is from RefSeq and is a predicted model, not a curated record. Lineage: Eukaryota; Metazoa; Arthropoda; Insecta; Diptera; Glossinidae. Gene Ontology annotation, biological process: box C/D snoRNP assembly; rRNA processing. Gene Ontology annotation, cellular component: R2TP complex; ribonucleoprotein complex; cytoplasm. The transcript is spliced from 2 exons. The coding region runs from base 44 to 1084 and encodes 346 amino acids.
CUUUUGUUCUGUGCAGAGAAACACGAUAACCUAUUGCUUAAGAAUGAGUUCGCAAAACAAUUUCUUAGAUGCGGACAAUAUUUUACUGGAGAGAAAUUUGAAAUUUAUAGGAAAUGAUUUUGAAGAGAAUUUUCAACAAUUUUUUGGCGAAACGGGAAGUGCCGGUGGCCAUUCCGGUGGACUUCCCCCAUGUCAUUACAAAAUUGUUGAACCUAAUGCCGGUUGCUGCAUUAAAACAUAUAAAGUUAACACCAAUGAAAAGUAUUUCAUCAACGUCUGUCAAACUGAAGAGAUACCAGCUCCCGAAGAUCUAACCGAAGCUCAAUUAGCAGCCAUUUUGAAUUCGGAUCAGCCGAGUUCGUUCCGCGUACUGAUGAGCAUUGCUGAGCCACGCACAACCAAAGAUAAAUCCAAUAAUACCGUCGACGCUGUCGAUAUUGCACUUAAUCCAAACUUUUUUGCAAAAAUUGAGAAAUCAUUAAUAUUUCGCGAUUUCUUUUUGGCCCUGAUUGCCGAAGCCUUAAACGAGAAGUACAACGUUCAAAUAAGAAUUGAUAAAGUAAUCGUCUUGAAUAAUCGUAAAUUUAUUGGAACCUUGGUAACGCAUCGUAUCCGUAGUGGUGCUAUCAAAAAUGCAAUCAAUCCGACUAAAAGCUCCAACGAGGAAAAUAUUAUGGAAAUACAAAAUAAGCCGCUAAUUGAAGAAAUCGAUUACAAAAUAUUAGAAACGUCAAAGGAAAAAUCGGAGCAAAACCGAACUGAUGAGAAAGAAAAACUACCGACAUCUACGAAGGAGCAAGAGGCUGAGUCUGCUUUAAUUAUCCCAGAGUUUAAAUUACGGGCUCGUCUUUAUAACGAGCAAGUCGAAGAAAUACAAGCUGAAUUUUAUUUACCGAAAUGCCUUUCCUCCCAAGAAUUCACUUUAGAUAUUGGAGAAGAUCGCAUAUUGCUUGAAUCUACAAAGCACGGUUAUAUGUUUGAUAAAUUUCUUGAUUAUCAAAUGGAUCAAGAUCGUGCUCGCGUUAUAUUCGAUAAAACCAGUAGAAUGCUUCAACUGCAUGUUCCUGUCAUGCCAACUAAAUAAAAUUUUCCGUUUGGAUGCUCGUUGCGCGUAAAUUGCAUUUAAAAAAAAAAACAACAACAAAUUGACUUUGACUUUAUUGUUUGCUUUAGGAGAUCCGGUUUAAACCUGAUCCAUUUUUCUUUUUUUCUUUUU